AUGACGUCUCCAUCGUCGACCACCACAACCAAUAUCAUGCUGGCGAUCUUCGAGAAGAAGACGAACUCGCUCGACCUCUACCGGCCGCUGCGCAAUUUCAUCGUGAUUAAUUAUUCCGAGCGCGAGGCGCAGAAUCUGGAGGAUGAUCUUCAAACCUUGAAGCAGCUCCGGUCGGAAGUCGAGCGCGGAGGCGGCGCCGAUUCUCCGUCGGCUCGGCGAGAUCUCCUGCAGAGCUACUAUAAAGCCCUCUGCGCGGUGGAGUCCAGGUUCCCGAUUUCGCCGGACAAAGAUCAUGUCAAUACGGUGUCCUUCACUUGGUUUGACGCGUUUAAGAAUAAGCAGAAGGCGACUCAGCAGAAUAUACAUCUAGAAAAAGCUGCAGUAUUGUUUAAUCUUGGGGCAGUUCACAGUCAAAUGGGAUUAAGUUUCGAUCGAUCCUCAGUGGAGGGUAGGCGACAGGCAUCACAUUCAUUUAUAGCAGCAGCUGGAGCAUUUGCAUUUUUGAGGGAUAAUGUAGCCAUGAAAGCAUCAAUUGGAGGCUCUACUACAGUAGAUGUAUCCGUGGAAUGUGUGGGAAUGUUGGAGAGGCUGAUGUUAGCCCAGGCUCAGGAAUGUGUAUACGAGAAUACCAUUGCUAAGGGGAGCAGUCCUGGAGUGUGUGCAAAGAUUUCAAGACAGGUUGGGAUUUUCUACGAAGAAGCCCUGGCAGCUCUGACUGUUGCCCCUUUAAACCAGCUCUUUGAGAAGGCCUGGAUAGCUCAUGUUCAUCUAAAAUCAGCCUUGUUCUAUGCAGAGGCCUGCUAUAGAUACAGUUUAGAGCUACAUGAUAAAGAAGAGAUUGCUGAGGAAAUUGCACGCUUAAAAAGUGGGGUUAGUGCCUUGUCUGAGGCCAAAAAGUCAUCUCCUAGAGGUGCAGCUCAGCAGCUAUUGGAUGCAAUAAAUAAAUUAGAAGCCAAUAUGAACCGUAACCUGGAGAGGGCGGUGAAGGAGAAUGACAGAGUUUACCUAAUGAGGGUACCUCCGUCCAGUUCUUUACAACCACUUCCCACUUUUUCCAUGGUUAAGCCUAUGCCAAUGAACGAGGUGUUGGAUGCUAGCAGAGAGAAGAUGUUUGCGAGUCUUGUUCCUGACAAUAGUGCGAAAGCUCUUUCUAGGUACACUGAGAUGCUUGAUGACAUCAUUAGGACCCAGGCUGAGAAAUUGCAACAAGGAAGUGAACUGGCUCGAGUGAGGCUGAAGGAAAUGGAUUUACCAGAUUCUAUUCUUGCUUUGGAAGGGAACUUCACUUUGCCAACAUCUCUAAAAGAAGAUGUAGAGGCGGUUCAGAUAUGUGGGGGCCCUGCUGGUUUGGAAAGUGAGCUUCAACAGCUGAAAGACUUGAGGAGGGUAAACCAUGAGAUGUUGGUACAGGUUGAGGAGCAGAUACAGAAAGAGGCAAUUGAUGACUCACAGUUUAGGAAUCAGUUUGGAACUCGGUGGACAAGGCCCCAAUCAAGUACAUUGACAAAAAACUUGCAGGACAGAUUAAAUAGGUUUGCAGCAAAUCUGAAGCAAGCUGCAGAAAGUGAUGCUCGAAUUGAGAGAUCCGUGAGAGAACAUUCAGCACUUAUGUCAAUCCUUGAUGUCCGUCCAAUUGAGUCGGCUCUGCCAACUCUUGCUAAGCCAAUAAUGUCACUGGAUGCUAAUGAAGAUGCCAUAGUAGGAGCCCUGAAGCAGAGUCUGAGGCAGCUGGAGAUGCUGGGUGCUCAAAGAGCUGGCCUUGAAGACAUGCUAAAAGAGAUGAAGAGGAAGGAUGAUAUACUGCCCAAGUUGAUGGCUUUUACUGGUUCCCAUGAGGAUCUUUUUAGAAAGGAGAUAUCGAAGUAUGACAAAAUUUGUGAAGAGAUUGCUCAAAACCUUGAAGCACAAGAACAACUCCUAAUGCACAUUCAGGCCCAAAAUGAUGAGUUUGCUGCUAUCUUUAACCUUGAAGAUUAUAAAGCAUCUCGGGAAAAGGGUUAUAGACAGAUUGAAGCUGCCAUAGCUAAAUAUAGAGAAAUCAAGGACAACAUUAACGAAGGACUGAAGUUUUAUAUUACGCUUCAGGAUGCUAUCACCAUAGUAAAGCAACAGUGCAGUGAUUUCGUGAUGACCCGAAACAUCCAGUGCCGGGAGAUGAUUGAAGAUGUCCAGAGGCAAAUAUCGGGUCUUAGUUUCCAGGAAAACAAAACCACUUCCGGAUACUCCUUUCCUUCCACUGGGCAUCCCCAUCAGGCCCAAAGGCCCAGUUCUGAACACCAACAGGAACCAUUAAACAUGCCCCCGCCCCACAAUUACCAGCCGCCAAAUCAGUCCCCAAUGCCAAUAUAUUCUCAAACCCCUCCGUAUGUUAGCCCGCAACAAGUUCCACCACCCUAUCAUGUACCUUCUUCCAACACUUACCCACCUCCACAACACCAGCAGCCUGCCGUGAGUCAUGAGUACGGGCAACCUGCAUAUCCAGGCUGGCGAGGCCCGUACUAUAAUGCGCCAACUCAGCAAACGGGGUCUAUGCCCCGCCCCCCGUACACUGUUCCUUCUCCAUACCCCCCGCCUCCCCACCAGAGUGGCUAUUACAGACAAUAA
Molecule: messenger RNA, 2604 nt
Organism: Striga hermonthica
Lineage: Eukaryota; Viridiplantae; Streptophyta; Magnoliopsida; Lamiales; Orobanchaceae
Source: the annotation of a GenBank genome assembly